CAAAUCUUCAAAUGGCUAGAAAAAAUAAACCUAAAAGAAUACUACAGACUAUUCAAAGAAAAUGAUAUAACAAUAGAUUUAAUAACUUCUCUAGAUUAUCAAUUGCUAAAAGAACUAGGCAUUAAAAAAGUUGGCGAUAUUAUCAGAUUCCAAAUCUCAAUUGACAAUUUGAAAUCAGAAUAUUUAUUAAAUUCUUCAAGUUUUAAUGAUUUCAUUCAAAACUACUUAUACCCAAACUCCACUACUACUACCACUACCACCACCACCACCACUAUUACUAAUAAUAAUACUCUUGAUAAUAAUGAUAAGAAACUAAACAUAUUUCCAUCAAAUUUAAAUCCAAUUACCCCAAUAUCUUUAGCUACCCCAACCUCUUUGACAAACUUGAUUCAAAAAAAUAUCGUAACCUUCAUCAUCAGUGAUGGCUCAACAAAAAAGAUUAAUAUAGAAGGCUGCUCAAAUUCUGACUCCAUUAAAUCAAAAGCGUUGAAAAAAUUCAAUUUAUCUGGCAUCCCCAACGAUUACAACAUCUACUAUUUAAACGAUAAAAGGAUCAUCGAUAGAAUCAUUAAUGAUUACGACUUGAUUCAAAUUUGCUUUUCGCUAACUUCUUUUGAAAAAGAUCGCUUGAUUCUAACUCUAAGAGAUCAUUAUCCAAACGAAACAUCAAUCAACAUCUCUCAUCGCCUAUAUAAAAAGCCCUUGAAUAACUUGAAAAACAUAUCUGAAAAUUUAAUUUCAAACUCAAAUUCAAACUCAAAUUCAACUCGACCAAAAUCAAUUUUAAAGAACAAAAACUUUAAUACUGACAAAUUUAUUGAUACCAAUAACACUAUCGCCAAUACUAUCACCAAUACAAAUCUUAACGCCAAUAUCAGCAUCAACAAAAAUCCCAACACGAACGAUUCUAUAAAAUUGAAUCGCCCUUUAAAAACUGUCUAUGGUCAAAGACCACCAAGUGAACUAAUCUCAACCAAUUUAGCUGAAUAUUUUCCAAAUGCAAAUUCAAAUGACUUGAUGGAAACAAUCAAAAACUCAGCUGAAUUAUCAAAAGCAAUCUCAAGAUUAACGACCUUUUCUGACAGUAACUUUCCAAACUUAAAUAUCAGUGAUGAUAUCAGAUCUUCCAUAUUAACUUUCAAUAGUAAUUAUAAUUACCGUAAUUCCCACAAUUUUCAUAAUAGUCUCAAUACUAAUACUAAUACUAAUAACAAUAAACAUAUCAGCAAUAAUAGUUUAAUUGGCUUGAGAUCAUCAAGAAUAAUAGGCGAUUCAUACAAGAACAAUAACCUUGAUAUAAACAAUUUUAAAUCUCAACCAAAAGUAAGACAAAUUUCUAGAUCAAGAUCAAAAUCAAGAUCAAGAUCAAGGCAAACCAACAUGAAAUCUCCUGUGGUAACCCAAUUAUCCGUUUCAACUCCUUUUCAAAAUUCUCCCUUGCUGAGAGUCUCUACUGAUUUUGAAAAUUUAAACUACUCAUCAGACGAAGAAGAUUUUGAUGAAUUUUAUAAACAUAAUGCAAAUUUGGAAAAUGAAAAAUGGAUUAAAGGUGCUAUAAUUGGAAAUGGAAGUAUCGGAGUGGUUUAUUUGGGCUUAAAUUCAUUCACCGGAGAAUUGAUGGCAGUUAAAGAAAUUGAAAUUAAUAACGAAACUGAAAUUGAUAAUGAAAGUAGAAUUACAAACGAAAAAGUUAUAGCCAAGAAUUUGGAAAACGAAAUCAAUUUAUUGAAACAUUUGAACCAUGAAAAUAUUGUAUGCUAUCUAGGUUCGACAUAUAAUUAUGAUUUUAACUAUAUUAGCAAUGAGGUUGGAAAUUACCUUAAUAUAUUUUCAGAGUACAUACCCGGAGGAUCUAUUUCCUCAUUAUUAAUGAACUAUGGGAAAUUGGAAGAACCAUUAAUAAGAAAUUUCAUCAAGCAAAUAUUAACUGGAAUAUCAUAUUUACAUUCAAACAACAUUAUACAUAAGGAUAUAAAGGGCUCUAAUGUUUUAAUUGAUAACAAAGGAUGUAUCAAAAUCUCUGAUUUUGGAUUUUCAAAGAAAAUUUGUUACAGCCAGUACAAGUAUAGGAAAAGCGAUAUUGCAGACAUCAGUGAAGUCCUAGGGCCAUCUGUUUACUGGAUGGCACCCGAAGUAAUUACGGAAUACAGUUUUAGUGAAAAGACAGAUAUUUGGUCUAUUGGGUGUUUGAUGGUUGAAAUGUUCACAGCCCAACAUCCCUUUCCCAAUUUCACAAUUGAAGAAGCAAUCUUUCAAAUUGGCGAGAAUAAACAGUGUCCGACAUUGCCAGAAAAUGCAAUCACAAAUGAUGCAAGCGAUUUCUUAAACCAGGUCUUUUCGGUAGACUCCAGAAGACCACCAACAGUGAGCGAGUUGCUACACCAUCCCUUCAUCAGCACUGUGUUGCUAUAA
Molecule: messenger RNA, 2412 nt
Organism: Ascoidea rubescens DSM 1968
Lineage: Eukaryota; Fungi; Ascomycota; Saccharomycetes; Ascoideales; Ascoideaceae
Product: kinase-like protein
Exons: 3
Biological process (GO): protein phosphorylation
Molecular function (GO): protein kinase activity; ATP binding; protein binding
Source: RefSeq, a predicted model, not a curated record